Molecule: messenger RNA, 2261 nt
Organism: Nyctereutes procyonoides (raccoon dog)
Lineage: Eukaryota; Metazoa; Chordata; Mammalia; Carnivora; Canidae
Gene: AKIP1
Product: A-kinase interacting protein 1
Exons: 5
Coding region: 122-724 (200 amino acids)
Biological process (GO): regulation of non-canonical NF-kappaB signal transduction
Cellular component (GO): nucleoplasm
Source: RefSeq, a predicted model, not a curated record
GGCCUUGGGCGCGUUGCCGGGGGCGGUGGUCGCCGGGGAGGUGGAGACUGGGGCUCCGACCCGCCGCGGCGGCCCGCUGACCCCGCCGUGUGUGUGUGUGUGUGCGCCCGCGCAGGGAGGCAUGGAGAACUGCUUGGCGGCCGCGGCGCUGAACGGGGUGGACCGACGCGCCCUGCAGCGCACGGCGAGGCUGGGUCGGGAGGUGCUGGAGCGCGCCAGGACGAGGGCGGCGGACUGGCGUCCGCGGGAGCUUCCCCGAAGCAGCGUGGGGGGCGCUUCCCGGGAGCGGCCCGCGGCCGGCCCCCAGCGCCUCCUGCCGGGACAGAGAGAAGAAAGACAACCAACCCUCAGUGCUUCCUUCAGGACAAUGGCGGCAUUCAUGGACUAUACCUCAAGUCAGUGUGGGAAAUAUUAUUCAUCUGUGCUGGAGGAAGGAGGGGCAGCCCACGUCUCUCGUUAUCACAGAGGGAAGUCAGCAGUGCAUUUGUGCUGGGACAUGGGGAAUGGCCAGAAAAAGGAAACCUCCCUUGAUCUUGGAGGCAUCUCUCAAGCAUCAGAGUGUGCUCUAGCAGCAUCCCAGCCUGCUAAGAACAUCUCUAAAGACCUCUACAUAGAAGUAUAUCCAGGGACCUAUUCCGUCACUGUGGGUACAAGUGAUUUAACCAGGACUCAGGUGGUAGCAGUUGACUCGGGACAAAGUGUGGACUUGGUCUUCCCCAUAUGAUGUUGACCAUCAUGGCUAUCACAUCACCUUUUUUUUUUUUUUAAGUAACAAGAAGAAUAAAGUCACCGUAUGAUUUUCUUCAUAUUUACACAGUAAUCCUGCUUUCAGGGCUGACUGUAGAGGGUCAGCCUUUCUGGGAACUGGAGUUUGUGCCUUUCAGUGUCUAUUUUAACUUAAAUGUCUAAGACCCCCCUCCCCCUUCUGCUGAAAGUAAUAAUGUAAUGAUGCUGUCUUAAUAGUUCUUAACUGCUUAUUUUCCAGGUAAAAGGUUAACUGUGGUAAUAAAGGGAGAGAUUUGGAAAUGAAGAGAGUUCCUUUUUAUUGGCAUGAAGAGGUGAAACAGUGUCGUUCAUGGUCAGCUGUAGGUUUAUGAGAAGGUGGCAGAGAGGCUGUGGACACAUUUGCCCAAAGCAGACCAACCAGGCCCUGCAGCUUCUGUGGAAGAGAAGUAGCUCCGCCGAGGUCCCUCGCGGGGAACCCUGGCCAGGACCACCGCGUGCCUUUGCUCCUCAUCUGCAGGGAAGUUGUAGAGUGUGAGGUUGCAACUGCUUUUGCACCCAUCACAUGUGGCCUGCCUCUCUGUCCCCGUCCAUUGCAGGAGGACUUGGCAGCCACUUAGUAACACCUCCUCAGGUAUUUAUCACUGCUGCUCUUUUAGCUUCCUAUAAGGAAAAAAAAUCCUGAGAGUCUGAUGCUGUAAUUUUAAGGAUCAAAAGUCACUGAUCUUAAAAAGUCUAUGGUGUGCCCUGAACUUCUCGAAGCUACCAAGCCAAUAGCAGUUUAGUUGCCUGGUAGUUCAUCUCAUUGUGAACAUGACAAGUCUGCCCUCAGAACAAAUGCCAGUAUUUUAUAUGAUGAAAACCAAGUUUUAAGUAGAGCUGUAUUAGCAUUCCUAAUGAGGAACAGACUCCCACAGACAGAGGCUGUAGUCCAGCAGACCCAUCCCCUUCACCAUAGGGUCAAGUGUCAUUUAAGUAAGAAGUCUGUGCUCAGCUUUGUGGGUUCUGUAAGCCUUCUGAACUGGAAUGCAGAAUUGUGGGUAUGUGCAUUUUCCUGGGAAAAGACAGCGCGGGAGUUCUCAGUUUCAAAAGGGGCGUGGAGAACCAUGUCAGGAGUCCUUAGGGAGCCCCUUCCCAGCCAUCCUGCUUUUUACCUGGCUCCUCAAGGCUUUUGGUCUGAGAGCAUUCUGGUUCCUCUGGUGUGUCGCUGUUGCCUGACUUUGUUUUCUGUGUUCAUCUUGUGGCAGGAUAUGUGGUGGCUUCACGCCACUUGCUUCCAGGACCAGCUCCCUGGUAUUCCCCAUCACUAUAGCUUGUACUCUUUGCUCUUUGUUGCUCCUCUUUUCUUUCCAGAUGGUGCCAUUUCCUGCUCCUAAACCCGAAAUUCAAUUAGUUAUGUCGCACAUGCCACCAUGGGAUUAGUCUUGAUGACUGAAGUAGAACUAUAUGUCAGAUAUCCCAAAGCUCUUAACUAUCUGUAAGCUACCUACCACUGUUCUCUAUUUUGAAAGAGAAAUAAAGUUUAAGUCAUUUCUGGC